AUGUCAUCGCCAUGCUUGUUGCCACUUAUUUUAUUUAUGUUAACAAAUUUCAUUUUUAUUCAUCAUGUUGAAAACAAACAAGUAACAACGGAAAAACUUGUGCAAAACCAAGCUAUCAUUAUAAUAAAUACAACUUAUUCAAAUCAAAAAGUUGCUGCUAUUGAAAAAACAAAAGAUGGUAACUUAUUUGGUGUAUCUGCUGCAAAAGGAAAUUUCAAGAUCAUGGAAUUUGUUGAUGCCCGAGCUCUCAAUAGUAGUACUACUUCAACUUCAUCAUUAUGGCAUCCAACUGAAUUUCAAUUUCAAUCGUCAUAUAAAAAGCAACUUUUUGACGAUGAUGGUGAACUUAUUCCACGAGUAACUGAUCAUAUACAAUGGAUGCAAGUAAAAUAUUUUGAUACCGUAAGCGAAAAACAAAAAACCAUUGUCCAUGGUCGUGAACCACCAAUAACACAUAGACUGAUAUCGGACAAAUUUCAACUUAAUCAAACUGAACGAAUAAAAAAGGUUUGGAUUUGUGAAGCUGUAUCAAAAAAUAAUUUAAUUUAUGGGAUUAAAUUUGAAACAAAUUUAAAUAAAAAAUUUGAAUUUUCAUCAUAUGGAUGUAAAUGGAGACGUCAAAAAUUAAAUGUAACCUAUUUACACGAUGAAGAUCAAUAUGUAAUUAAAUCUGAAGACUAUUUAAAAUAUGAUAUGUCAACAAUCAGUGGUGAUACCUCAAGAACAACUCGUGAAUUAUUUUCGUUAAAAUUUCAUUGGCAUAUUGAACAUGUUAAAUAUAUUCUAACAAAUGUUAAAUAUCAGUAUCCAUCAAAAAAUUUACAUACGGCUAAACCAACAACAGUUUUAAAAACAAUACUGACAAAUCAACAGAAAAAAACGGAAAAAAUACAACAAACAGCACAACAAACAUUGACACAUAAACAAAUAUGGUCGUUAGGAGACGAAAAAGAAUUCAAGAGUGGUGUUCCACUUACUGUUAAAGCUAGUAAUCCAGAAAUACUUGAAUUUGGCGCUGUUCAAGAUCGAAAGGAAAUAAUCAGUGAAACAAUAAAUGACGCUGAAGCAGAAAUAACACGUGAAAUGUCAAUGAAAUAUGAAGCAGAGGUACCAGCACAAUCAACUAAGGAAGUAUAUAUGGAAAUGCCAAUUGCCACAAUUGAUUUACCCUUUACAGCCGAUGUAACAAUUGUCUAUGGUGAUGGGUCAACUUCACAAUCAAAAGUCACCAACGGAAGAUUAAAAGAUGUUUUAUAUGGUCAACUGAAUGUUCAUUAUGGUGAUGCACAACAAUCAAGCUCACAUCCAUCAGAUUCAUCAACAAAAUGUUUAGGGACAAUAAUUAGGAAUAAAGGAAUAAUGGGUUAUAAUAUUGCUAAUAUGCCAAAUCGACAAAUUCAGACACCAUCAGAAUGUUGUAUUCUAUGUCAAAAUACUAAUAAAUGUUUAAGUUGGUUAUUUCUUCCAAAAUGCGAAAAAGUUGAUGAAUGCAAAGAUGCAAAAGUUCUGAAAUAUCGAAACGAUCAUUACGGAUGUUAUCUCAAAACGGAGAAGAAAACUGAACCAUAUGUAUUUCAAGAAGCAUACAGUGUUUCAAGUGGUUAUAUUUAA
Molecule: messenger RNA, 1611 nt
Organism: Didymodactylos carnosus
Lineage: Eukaryota; Metazoa; Rotifera; Eurotatoria; Philodinida; Philodinidae
Source: the annotation of a GenBank genome assembly